ACGAAGUGUUAUAACGCGUAUAUUUAAGUAUUACGGUUGUCGGAGGAUUAGAUCAGUUGGUAAUCCGCCACUAUUUCUCAAUCCGAAAAUCGAUUGUCGAUUACCAAACCUAUUCCAAACCUGAAGCUGCCGAUCUGCCACUAUGUUAGUCAUGUAACUUACGAACACCAGUUAAUGCACCGGACAUGUUAAUACACGUUGGACACCGGUAAGCGAUCGUGCGGCGUAGUGUGACUAGUUUGUUGUCGUCGAGCUUCGUGAUAUAUACGAUUUAGAAAUUACCGAGCUACGUAAAAUCGUAUUUCAGAUAAUUCUCAGCGUCGUAAAAAGAAAUGGCACCUCGUAAAGCUGCGAAACAUUCAGACACAGAGGUUGUAGACAGAGCCGUGGAAGCCGGCGAUGUAUCGCCUCCGAAAAGAAAAAAAACUGGUGCAAAAACUGCGAAUAAAAGUGACGAGGAGAAGCAGAUUCGAUUGCCAAGGGCCGCGAAAUCGGUGAAAACCGAACAGCCAGAAGCCGGGGACAUGACGUUGACCGUAACUAAGAACACAAAAACAAAGAAUAAGACAUCAUCGCCUGCUAAAGCACCCGCGAAAGCGAACUCGAAAGUCAAGUUUACGGCGAAGAAGAAUAAAGAGGCCGAAGAGAAAGCGGAUGGAAACCUCGUGGACGCGGAGACUGUGAAAAAUCCAGAAGAAACUGAAACGAAGAAGACACGCACCAAAGCUACGACAAAAAAGGCGGGAAUCGAUACAGACGAAGAGCCUAAGGCAAAAUUGAAGGGAAGAGGCAAAAAAGGAGCUGCCAGUGAGAAUGCAGAAAAUUCAGAUGCACCAGCUGUAAAGAAGAGAAAAGCGACAAAUACUGAUGUGACAUCAAAUGAGAAUAAACCAAAAACAAAGGCAACAAAGAAAAAAAAUGAAGCAGAUGCUGAUACAAAAAACAAAAGUGCCAAUAACAAAACUAAAGCUGCUGCUGGUAAUGAGACUGAAAAUAAUGUUAAAACAGAAGACUCAACUGCAAUUAUAAAAACAAUUAAAAAAGGAAAUGAUGAUAAACCCACAAAAGCAACUACGGUAAGGAAAACAAGGGGUCGCAAAAAUGAAACUAGUCUAGAAGAUACGCCAAAAGAUGAAGACUCAAAAGCAACUUCAGAAGAAGCACAUACUAGUGAUAACGAAAAUCAAGAAGACCAGAACAAUCAUUCAGAUGCAGUAGAACCAAAUCAGACACUAAAAAAGGGGAAAAAUGUAAGGAAAAAAGAGGGAGCAGUACCACAAAAGAAAGCCAAUAAAGUUCGUGGUAAAGCUGCAAAUCGUAAUGCUGAUAUUGCUUCUAAUGAAGAUGAUGCUGAUGCAAUGAAAGUAGGUAAAGAUAUGCAAAAGAAAACAAGCAGAGAAAUCACAACUACUGCAAAGAAAGGACGAGGAAAGAAGGCUACAACUACAAUAAAAGUGGAAAAUGGAGAAAAGACUUCAGAUAAUGUAGCUGCAGAGGAAAAUUCAUUGGAAGUCAUAAAUAAUACUAACGACGAGCAAAAGUCGUCGGAAGAAGAGGACAACGACAAAGACCAACAUUCAGAGGAAACAAAGCACACCAAAACGACGGCAAUGUCAAAAAAAGUGGAUAAAAUGGCUAAGAAAGAAGAUGCUGAAAAUAAUGUAUUACAUGAAGAAGAAAAUUAAUGGUGAGAGAACAUGGCUAGAGCAGGGUG
Habropoda laboriosa is the source of this 1714-nucleotide messenger RNA. Its product is annotated as nucleolin-like. The record is from RefSeq and is a predicted model, not a curated record. The transcript is spliced from 3 exons. NCBI's taxonomy places the organism in Eukaryota, Metazoa, Arthropoda, Insecta, Hymenoptera, Apidae. The coding region runs from base 333 to 1685 and encodes 450 amino acids.